GUCGUCUUUCCCGACGCAAAAGUCGACGACGCGUGCGCCUUGCUCGCUCGCUCGCCGUCUGCCGUCGUUCUAGGUUUAGAGCCAGGUCACCAGCGCUAGGAGGGCGCGAAGUCGAGUAGACGGCCGGGCCUCUCCCGUUCUCCACGGACGGCUAGCGCUACUGGAGGCGACGCCUGGACGGCGACCCCGCACACUCACAGCCACACCCUCCACCUGUGUGACUAUUCAAGGGCUUAGGCCGAGCCGCCCGGCCAAUCGCCGUCCGCCGGACCGCUGAGGAAUUUUUCUUUCUCGUCAAAAGUUACUGCAUUCAUUUUACAGUAAUGGCUAUGGGGUUGAUUAAUGCUAAUCCUAUAAUCCAUGAGAAAAAAGAGAGGCGUGCCAGACAGGCACCAGAGACCACAGAUGAAAAUGCAGCAGAGCCCAUAGAUCAGCUGGAAAUAUUUGAUCACAUUAGAGAUAUAAAGGAUCCAGAGCACCCGUACUCACUGGAACAGCUGAAUGUGGUGACUGAAGAUUCAAUUGAACUCAAUGAUGAAAGUAAUUAUGUCAGGGUUACAUUCACCCCAACAGUGGAGCACUGCAGUAUGGCAACUAUUAUUGGCCUUUGCAUACGCGUGAAACUUGUACGGAGUCUCCCUCCUCGUUACAAGGUGGACAUAAGGGUUGCCCCUGGAUCACAUGCAACUGAAGCUGCUGUGAAUAAGCAACUGAACGACAAAGAACGUGUUGCGGCUGCAUUGGAGAACCCAAACCUACUGGACAUGGUCGAAGAGUGCUUAUCACCAACAUUUGAUUGAGGCCUGAAUAUCAAUAUAUCGGUGUGACAUGGUGUUGAUGUUCAGGAGCCACACAUGCUCAUUGCCAAUGGAGUUCACUCCUGUCUUUCGAGAACCAAAAUGCCUUGGGUGUUAAGUGACGUGUUGCAUGAUUUUUUUCCUCCGCCCCGUUCAGUUAUUAUAUAUGCUACUAUGGCGCUACCCUUUUUGGACGUUUUUGGUGCUUGUGACCUCACUGAUCAAUGCGAGAUGUAAUCAGCUCUUGUGCUGUAGCUUUCAGAGUGCUGUCGCUGUCACUGUCAGUGCCACGCCAUUUUGUGGCUGUGUACCCCCACACGAUCAACUUGGUAGGAGAAUCCUAGAAUCCUCUAGCACGGGUUGUUUCUGUUACCAUACCGGAAGUGUUUUAUUCUGAGUUUCUAGCAUGUUUUUUUAUCGUAUAACAGGCCCUUAGUUUGCAUAAGAAAAUCGUUAUUUCUAUUAAAGUUUGGCUUCUUGGCUCAACUGAUCAUGCUAAUUCUGUGGCUUAAUUU
This is a messenger RNA of Zea mays, 1312 nucleotides long. RefSeq lists its product as uncharacterized. The coding region runs from base 324 to 800 and encodes 158 amino acids. The record is from RefSeq and is marked validated. NCBI's taxonomy places the organism in Eukaryota, Viridiplantae, Streptophyta, Magnoliopsida, Poales, Poaceae. The transcript has 6 exons.